Melampsora larici-populina 98AG31 is the source of this 1433-nucleotide messenger RNA. RefSeq lists its product as uncharacterized. Bases 1 to 879 code for a protein of 292 amino acids. Gene Ontology annotation, molecular function: tau-protein kinase activity; protein serine/threonine kinase activity; ATP binding. Gene Ontology annotation, biological process: intracellular signal transduction; protein phosphorylation; microtubule cytoskeleton organization. The transcript has 2 exons. The record is from RefSeq and is a predicted model, not a curated record. NCBI's taxonomy places the organism in Eukaryota, Fungi, Basidiomycota, Pucciniomycetes, Pucciniales, Melampsoraceae. Gene Ontology annotation, cellular component: cytoplasm.
AUGGCCUUUAGAGACGACAGCGAUGAAUCUUCCUCAUCUGACGAAGUCAUGCCCACAGCCGCCGGGUCCCUAGCCUACACACCCCCGGAACAACUUCGAUCUGGCGCUCCACUCACAGAUCCUUCCUUAGAUAUCUGGGCAUUGGGUUGUGUGCUCUAUGCCUUGCUUGAAGGUAACUUACCCUUCCAGGAUGACUUUGAACCACGGUUGAGACUCAAAAUCAUGAACGGUCAAUAUCGUCUUCCUUACUUAUUGUCAUCAAGUUGCCCACCUGGAAUGUCCCCCGCGGAUGUGCAAGAACGGAAAGAUGUUGCCGACUUGUUGAAGGGAUGCUUGGCUGUUGAUCAAAACGCGCGUUGGACCAUGGAACAGAUUGUGAAUUGUGGCUGGAUCAACUCUGACGUUCAAGCGCCACUACCUGCUUCGCAUUCUCCCUCGAUCAAGGAUACAGACUCAUCCCCUCGUCAUAACCCUGAUGAUCCUGAGGCAUUUACAAGAUCUUUUGGAAUCACACUUGACUCUCAUUUCAAUGGGGACCAUACUCCCAAGCCAGGAGUGACACAGCCAUCACUUCGAUCACCGCUCGGUCUACACCAUCCGACCCGUGUUCAUCCACAACACUCCCUGUUGAGCAGCCCAUGGGAUCCGUUGUUCGAUCUUCGCGAUUUAUUGGCUCACGUCUCAUCCAAUGCUACACCGGGCAACGAAUCUAGGUUGCCUCCGGGCGACUUGCCAUCUCCUACAUCUAUGCAAGAGAGAAGAUCGAGGUCGAUAACGAGGGAAACAAAGGAUCAACAAAGACGGACAUCUGCCACCAAUUCUGUCUCGCCUUCUUCACGAUCGCAUUCUCGUGGCGUUCGAGCUCGCUUCAUGCAUUGAGCUCUCUAUCCUACCUUGUCAUAGUUAUCCAGUGUAAGAGAGGAUUUGGAUUUUAAGAGCCUAUGACCGUUUGAUCGUAUACCCCAAGAAAAUUAGAGUGACUUCUUUCAUGUCAAAAACGAUGUAUGCCAACUGUAUACACACCCUCAUCCAUAAUAAUAUGUUUUGUCUUUGAUUCUAUUUGUAGAAUUUGUUUUGUUUUUCUUGUGUUGAUCGUCAACGAUGUUUUUCUUUUCUCUCUCUUUCUCUCUCUCUCUCUCUCUGAAUGGACAUCAUCUACUUAACUGGGACAAAACAGUCGUGAUGUUCUUGAUAUUUUCUAUUACUGAAUAAUCUGAAGAUACAUCAAUCAAGACAGAUUUGUAACUUUCUCCUGAGCUUCUUUUUCAUUUAAAUUUUAUCUUAGCGUCCUUUCUCUUUUCUCUUUUCUCUUUUCCCUUCUUUCUCUGUUUUAGAAUGCUUGGGCUUCUGUGUAUGCUCUCUUUUUUAUGACUUUGAUUUUUUUUCCUUUGUCUUUUUCGAAAUGCAACUCCAUUCAAUCAAUUAAUACACUG